AUGCUACCAGCGUAUCAGCAACGCGCAGAUGUCCUCAAAGCUAUCAAUGAUCACAAAGUAGUUCUGAUCACGGGAGGUGCGAGAAAAAUUGAUUUAUAG
This is a messenger RNA of Strongylus vulgaris, 99 nucleotides long. The record is from the annotation of a GenBank genome assembly. NCBI's taxonomy places the organism in Eukaryota, Metazoa, Nematoda, Chromadorea, Rhabditida, Strongylidae.